AUGGCGUUGUCUGCCGUCGGCAACUUGGGCACCUCUCCUCUGUCUUUGUGGAUCCCUCGAGCAGAUGCCUCUUCCGCUUUUGAGCCCAGCAGGGGAAGCUCGCAUGAUCCCAGCAGGGCAAGUGGCGAAAAGCGGAGGGAGUUGAGGGCAAGGACCCUCCUGGCGCCGCUGGGGAUCUUAUGCGCCUUGCGUCGUUGCAGGGCCCCGGCGGCGACGGCCCGGGACUUUCGGGUACGGUGCAAGGCCGCCGCAGAAGCGGGUGAAGGCGUGGCUCUCGAAGAUUCCGCGUACCGAGCUGCAACGCCGCGCGAGCGUCAAUUCGGAAUCUAUGAGCCUCCAAUCCGCAGAAGCUCCGCCAACAGAUCGUCUCGUGCAGAGCCUGUUGAGCUGCCCCUUUCGCAGCUACACAUCGUGGCAGCCCAGAGGCAGCUGCCGUCGCUGCUGGAGGCGCAUCCUCAAGCCGAUGCCUCUGCCUGCGUCGCCGCGUGGUCCGAGCUGCUGCGCGUUUGCCAGCGUCGCGCACCGGAGUUGCUGGCGACCUGGAGCUCUGGCGUCGGCCCUCUGCUACGGUUCGCGGUGCUGAUUCCACGUGAGCAGUGGCUCAGGGACCCAGCGGAUUGGGUUGCGGGCGCAGAGCUGGGAGCAGAGGCAGAUAUGGCGGAUAUGGACGGCCCCGAGGGCCCCAUGACUGGCGUCGAGGCCUUGCCAAAGCUUGAGAGCCUCCUGAGACAUCUCAUGACGAAGUAUGAUGAUGCGCCAAUGACGCUUGCCGGUGCCUUUACUUGGAGUGAUGGUGCUGGCGGGACUCUACGAGAGCGUCCCGGGCGCGAGGUAGUGUUGUGCAGCGGAGCCGGCAUUCAGCUGUGCACCCGCUUCGCGCUCCUGUUCGCAGAAGUUUGUAGAGGAGACCGGAAACCUGUUGCAGCCGCUCAAGACUUGCUCACACCCAAUCUCUCCAAAAAGAUGGUGAGCAGGUUUUUACAAAGCAGCGAUUCCAAACUUCCGCCUCCACCCCCCGUGGAAGUGCCUGAGAGCGUGCGGCACGUGCAGCCCCUCUCCGUGGUCCUGGCGAGCCCCUUGCUGGCCUUGAGGCGCGCGCAGAUGGAGACCCUUGGUGGCCCCGCUGUCUUUGCAGAGGCCCUGGCCAGAACACAGCUUGGCAAGGAUCUGGGCAGCGAAGAGGAGGAAGAGUUUGCUCUGAGCAUCCUGUCGUGGGCUUGCCGCUUCGCGGAGGAGGAGGAGCUGCAGGACCCGAGCAAAGCAGCUCAGGCCGUCGAGUGGCUGCUUGCGCAACGCAUGUUGGACCCGAAGUUUUCCCUGGUUGUUGCUGGCAACCCCCGGGCGCCCAAGAAAGUCUUGGAGGCUGCAAGAAAAGAUGCAGCUACGCUCGAACUGCAGCGACUACAGAUGAGUGGUCAGCGUUUCUUGCCGAACCCAGGCAAGAUCAGAGGCUUCGUGAAGAAGGGAGUUCUGGCAGCCUUUGGAUCGCCCUACAGCGAGGACUUUGCAGGUGGCAAAGUGCUGCCACAGGGACUCCGUGCGAUGCUGGGCAUGGACGGUACAAACUUCCGCGAGCCGGAGCCGCCGAACAGCUGGCACGGGGACACCUACGAGCCCUGCGCAGCCGAGCGGAGCUUCUUGCAGGAUCCGAAGUUCCUGCGCAAGGCCACAGUCCGCAUCGACGAGAUCCUGAGCUUCGAGUACCUGCAGCAUGUCGGUCAGACAAUGAAGAAUUGCCUUCGUGCCGAAAGGAGAGGCGGGAUGAGCUUGAUGAAGUAUCUCAGCAGGGUUAAGGCCCGUGAGAGCAGCUUCUGGGUCAUGACCAUCACGGCGGAACCCACAGAAGAGGAAGAAGAGGCGCCGCUUCAGCACAUGAUGCUCAUGGAGGUUUACAACGGCCUGAACGUGAUCCACCAAGCGGAGGGCCCGCAUCCUCGGCGCUGGCCGCGAGCGGAUGCCUGGACGUGGCUCCAGGAGUGGGCGGCGCAGGAGGGUCUGCGUCCGGACGGCCCUGAAGGUGUCACUGUCGGACCCUAUGGGGCUUACGAAGGAUCCAUGGACAAGUGGGAUAUCAGGAGGUGCUUCCUGUGGUGA
This is a messenger RNA of Symbiodinium sp. CCMP2592, 2094 nucleotides long. NCBI's taxonomy places the organism in Eukaryota, Dinophyceae, Suessiales, Symbiodiniaceae. The record is from the annotation of a GenBank genome assembly.